GUGACAAGGUUGUCUUUUUUAAUAUAUCAUCAGUUGCUUGUGGACCUGCUGAGGCAAUGCUCCCACAAUCAGUGGAGGCAGAACACUUUGAUGGGCUAUCACUCCUCUACUGGACAAUAAUGGGGCCCCAUGGCAUCAAACGUGCUAUGGAGAGACUCGACUUCACAGACUGUAAGAAAGGGCUUGGUGUGAAGAUUAUUGGGGGCUACAGGGAACAGAGUGGUGAAGAGUUCGGUAUUUUCAUUAAAAGGGUUUUACCAGGUGGUGUGGCAGCACACAACGGGCAUCUUAAAGCAGGGGACCUUAUUUUAGAUGUCAACAAUAUGAGUUUAGGUGGUGUUACAAAUGAAAGAGCAGUGGAGAUUCUUCACAUGGCAUCAGCUACAAAUCACAUGUCUUUACUGAUCAUUCGUGAUGAUGCAUCCAGGAGGGAAUUUGCUGAACUAAUGGAAAAAUAUGGCUUCAGCAGUAGCACUAGUUCUGGAUUAGACAGGAUAUCUCCCACCCCGGUUUCCACAGGUAAGAUGACUGACACAGCCUCCUCUUCAUCAUCUUCCAGAUCAACCAGUCCUCUGCUUCUGAGCCCUAAAGACCCAAACCCAGUAUACACCACUGCCUGCACUGCCUCCCCAUGUCCACAAGUCUGCACAGACUGCAUGAUUCAGUUGAUAUGUGUUGCCAAGGGGACAGGAUUAGGCCUUGUCAUUAGGGGCGGAGCUAACCGUGCAGAGGGGCCAAUGGUGUUCAUUCAGGAAAUAAUGCAAGGAAGCGACUGCCAAAAAGAUGGGAGACUAAAGGCAGGGGACCAGCUCAUAUCCAUCAACAAAGAGUCACUCAUCGGAGUUACACAUGAAGAAGCCAAAAGCAUACUCACUCGAACAAAACUCAGACCAGACCCUACAGUAGAAAUAGCAUUUAUCAGACGAAGGUCAUCUUCAGGAUCCAGCAGUGGUCCUCACAGCCCCAUCUCCCUUCAGCUUCCCUCCAGUACUGUUCCCCAGCUCAGGCCCACUGGACUGGGGGGAGCAUGUCUUCCUGGAGGUCUUAUUCCCAAGAUAGCCAACACCCCCAACACUGGUAGUGAAACGUUGCCUCCUUUUGAACUUAGUAAGGUGCAAAUAACAACAGCAAAGCCAGUGUUCACCCAUGUAUCCUCACCUGAGAGUGCCUGUACCACAGUGGCCAACUCUGAUGUUACUGCUGCCUGUAAUCCCAGCAAUAUCUCCAGAUGUUUAAAACCUCCGUCCUCCAGCCCCAGCUCCCAGCUCAAGCCGGAGAAAAUCGAGCAGAGACUGGAGGCGUUGGGAUUAAAGCCUAACGAGUCCCCGGUCCAGACUCUAAGAGAAAGACUACAUUUGAGCCCAGCAGGGACAGUGGCCUAUGGAGAUUUUGAGAGAGUCACAAAGGAACUCUUUAAUCUACAAUCUAAGUCUAACACUAACUCAGAACAGGAAAUAGCAAGAUUCACAUCAGAUGAUCUCACUGACUUUCCAUCAAACCCUACGCCAUCGUUAUCAGACUCGUUAUCAGAUGAUUUGGAUGAGAUGGAGAGACUAAGCAAAGACCACAAUGAGGCCUUGAGAGAAAUCAAGAGACUACAGGAUAAGCUGACAGAAUCUGAGAGCCUUAAUCAAAAGAUGCAGCAGGAACUAACAAAAGUUAAACAGGAAGCAAAAUCUGCCAUGGUAGAGAGCCGAUCCCUGCGGACCCGUGUCCACUUGGCUGAGGCAGCUCAGAAACAGGCCCGGGGGAUGGAGGUGGACUACGAAGAGGUUAUCCACCUCCUGGAGGCUGAGAUAGCUGAAAUGAAGUCACAGAAAGCUGAGCAACCUGGCCAGGGCAAGGAGGAGCUACAAGACCUGAAAAAGAGGAUUGCUGUGCUUGAAUGUCAGCUACGGAAGAGUGAAACUGCAAAGAAGGGCUUUGAGGUCUCUACGGGUAAACUUCUACAGUUUAUGGAGGCUGUCCAAGGCUUCCUGUCUGAAAAUCAAAGUGGUCCAAGAGGCUAUAGUUCUCCCAGUGAUCCAAAGCUGGCCACACAGUCUCAGAUGCUGGCUUCUAGUGGCGGGAAGAAAACACCCUGGACAGCAUCUACUCUUGCGUUGGAAGCUAAAGAACUAACUCAAGUUGUUAGAGGCAUUCUAGAGCUGGAUUGUUUACCUUAUGGCUGGGAUGAAGCGUACACUGCAGAUGGAGUGAAGUACUACAUAAAUCAUGUUACCCAAACAACAUCAUGGACACACCCUGUAAUGAGCUCUUUGGGUCUGAUGGAACCAGGAAUAAAUGACCAAACCCUGAACUCCCCCGAGUCCACAACUUAGACGAAGGCUGAAGACUGUCUGCACUAUCCAGUUACUUUCUGCCAAAACGUUUGGUCAAAAAACGAAACAAAAAAAAAAACACAUAUAUACACCGAUCAGCCACAACAAUAAAACGACCUGCUUCAUAUUGUGUAGAUCCCCCUCGUGUCGGCAAAACAGCGCAUCUCAGAAUAGCAUUCUAAGAUGCUAUUCUUCUCACCACAAUUGUACAGAGUGGUUACCGUAGACUUUGUCAGUUUGAACCAGUCUGGCCAUUCUCCGUUGACCUCUCGCAUCAACAUAGCAUUUUCAUCCAUAGAACUGCCUCUCACUGGAUGUUUUUGUUUUUGGCACCAUUCUGAGUAAACUGUAGAGACUGUUGUCCAUGAAAAUCCCAGGAGAUCAGCAGUUACAGAAAUACUCAGACCAGCCCAUCUGUCACCAACAAUCAUGCCACGGACCAAAUCACUGAGAUCACAUUUUUCCCUCAUUCUGAUGGUUGAUGUGAACAUUAAAUGAAGCUCCUGACCUGUAUCUGCAUGAUUUUAUGCGCUGCAAUCCUGCCACACGAUUGGCUGAUUAGAUAAUCGCAUGAAUGUUUGUUGGUGCCAGAUGGGCUGUUUCGGUGUAUGUACAUUAUAUUAGAUAGAUAGAUAGAUAUAGAAUGCAAGGUGAUAUUGCAGUGUACUUAUUGCAGAAAAGAGAAAUUGAAGAACAUUUAGUGAGGUUUAUGUUUAAAACUAUCAAUGGGGUAAGAAAAAUUAACUUAAUAAAAAAUUAAAGUUUUCUUUCUCCAACUGAAACAAGCACAUUCUUACAAAUCUUACACAUUUUGCUUUGCAGAUCAGUUUAUCUGGGUUCAAGGAUGUUUAGAUAUUUGAACUCGAAAACAAGACAUACAGUAACAUGAUUUUUUAUAAAAACUCUCAGCAAUCAUAUUUAAAAAUCAUCAAUAAACCGAUACUCCAAAUCCUUAUUCUCCUUACAUUGAACUACUUGUGGCCAAGGCUCUUUGAUAGGUCAUGAAUUCACAUUCAUUUGAGUUUUUCCUUGUUUUUCUGUCUGUCCACUGUUUUCUCACAUUUUAGGAAUUUCCUCUCAUGUUGUACACUAUUCUCUUUCUGUUCUGUUCCUUGACAAAACAAUGGACGGGACCAAUCUGUUUUCCGACAUUUAGAAUAAGUCAAACAUAAUGGAAAUGUUUGAAGUUAAAGGACGUGCCCUCUUUGGUAAAUCAGGAAUAAACUUUGGAAGGACACAGUGCAUUAACCAGGAUGGACUGCUUUUGAAAUGUCCAUUAGAUUUGUCUUUGAUCCACUUUCUGAAAGUAUUUUUUCAGGCAUAGAUUUGUUGAAACAAGAUUUUUUUUACUUUUGUUCUUAAAAUCACCUCUGAGCUCUGAGAAAGUUCUUGCAUAGCAAGGCAAUGCAAUAUAACAUUUGCUAUAAAGUAAUAGUUUUUCAUUCAACAAUGCAUUUUAAUUCUGCUGUUAUCCUUUGUCAUGUUUCUAGUUAGGCUAUUAUGCAAGGUUGCCUAAUUGUGAAAGUGUAUUCUCUUGCUUGUGCAAUUAGUUUGCUGUUUCCAUUAGCAAUGUGACAGUUUUAGUGUUGUACCCUAGGCCUUAUAUGUACAAUUUCUUUGGAAAAUGACACUACAUAGCACAUUUUCCCUGUUGUGAAUUCACUCUGACGGCAUGUAAUUAGCCUCAGAGUUCUCUUAUACAGUAGUUCAUGAAGAUAGAUGUGUUUCCUUAUGAAUGCACUUUUUGCAGUUCUAAUAAAGAUCAACUGUUAA
This is a messenger RNA of Xyrauchen texanus (razorback sucker), 4094 nucleotides long. RefSeq names its product syntaxin-binding protein 4-like. The transcript has 22 exons. Gene Ontology annotation, biological process: insulin receptor signaling pathway; regulation of insulin secretion involved in cellular response to glucose stimulus. Gene Ontology annotation, molecular function: syntaxin binding. The coding region runs from base 57 to 2321 and encodes 754 amino acids. The record is from RefSeq and is a predicted model, not a curated record. NCBI's taxonomy places the organism in Eukaryota, Metazoa, Chordata, Actinopteri, Cypriniformes, Catostomidae. Gene Ontology annotation, cellular component: cytoplasmic vesicle.